Molecule: messenger RNA, 320 nt
Organism: Ogataea philodendri
Lineage: Eukaryota; Fungi; Ascomycota; Pichiomycetes; Pichiales; Pichiaceae
Exons: 1
Biological process (GO): intracellular calcium ion homeostasis
Cellular component (GO): intracellular membrane-bounded organelle
Molecular function (GO): nucleotide binding; P-type calcium transporter activity
Source: RefSeq, a predicted model, not a curated record
AUGGAUUUCGAUGUUAACGAAUGGCCUCCUAAAGAACUUGCUGAUCCAGAGAAUUCCCAUGAAGCAUUGGCAGUCAAACUGAUUGAUCCUAAAAAACCACACUUGGAAGGUCUCACUUUAGAUGCUAUCGUAGGUAUCCAAGAUCCACUACGUGAAAACGUUAAGAAUUCGGUCGCUCAAUGUCAAAAAGCCGGUGUCACUGUACGUAUGGUUACCGGUGAUAACUUGUUGACUGCUAAAGCCAUUGCAAGAAACUGUGGCAUUCUCUCAAGCAAAAGUUUGAACGAUAGUGCAUGUGCCAUGGAAGGUCCUGCGUUCAG